Molecule: messenger RNA, 2152 nt
Organism: Ornithodoros turicata
Lineage: Eukaryota; Metazoa; Arthropoda; Arachnida; Ixodida; Argasidae
Product: venom metalloproteinase BumaMPs1-like
Exons: 17
Coding region: 143-1969 (608 amino acids)
Biological process (GO): proteolysis
Molecular function (GO): metalloendopeptidase activity
Source: RefSeq, a predicted model, not a curated record
UGCUGCUCGGUUGAUCGCUCAUUGUGAAACUCGCCGCAGUGUCGACAAUUACUUGCGGGGUUGUUACGUAGGAGGUGGUAUCAAAAUCAAAAAAGUUCCGAGACUAGGCGCAUAUAAAGGUCACAGUUUACCGGAGAGGAACAUGUGGAAUUGUGAGAGCAGCUGGCUUGUCAUGGUCUUCAUUAACUCUGCCGUAUCCUUGCCUCUCGGGGAAACCAUCGUCUACCCGAAGUUCAUUGAAAGCAGAAGUACAAGUGGACAAAAAAUAUUGAAAAUAACUGACGACCUUGUUCUCGCACUGGAACACAGACCUGCCUUCGAGGACCAGUUCACCGUGACGACCGUCGACGAGGAUGGAACAGAAAUCCACUCUAUCGAACGAGGGCGUGACUACAACGAGGAAUUUUUCGUAGAUCGGACACAACAAGCAUCUGUACGAAUAUCACAGGAUAACGGCCUGGAAGUUCACGGCAUCAUAGGCGAAGCUGUCCGCAUCGAGCCCAUAUCUGUGAGGUCAAGGUCCUCCAGAGGACAAGUGGCGCAUCUGUUGAUUCAUGAAAGGCUAAAAGACAUGCCACGUCACCUUAACUACGCUGACACGCCUCCACUGAACACGACUAUCGAAUCACCUGCAUCCACCGAAAAUCUCAUUAACACGUCUCUAUCGAACACUACUAUCGAAAAAUCAUCUACAUCCACCGAAAAUCUCACUGACACGUCUCUACUGAACACGACUAUCGAAUCACCUGCAUCCACCGAAGAUCUCAACAAACAAAGUGACGAAAAUAUAAGCCCAGAAAUUCAUCUAGUCAUCGACUCAGCACUUUAUCGAGGAUUUCAUAACAGCACGACGAAAAUAUUCCAGUAUUAUGGAGUCGUUCUCAACGCGGUCAACCUGAGGUUGGAGACCAUCACGUUACUUCAAGUGGAAGCCAGGAUCACGGGAUUCACUAUCCAUACAGACUUCACCGAACCUUACUUCGACUAUCGACGUUACGACGAGACAACUUUCAUCUCUGACCUGGGCACGCUGCAGCGGUUCAACCAAUACUACAAGAUAAACAGGACCGAUGCCUACAAUAGUUCCGAUGUCAUUUUCCUGAUCACUGGGCAAGACGUUGCUUUUAUCCACGAAAACAUUUUAUUCAAACAUGCUGAAGGAGCCACAUACGUCGGGAGUGCCUGUGGAAACAACAAAGUUGGAUUCUGCGAAGACACAGCAGGGUCGUUCGAUGUGGUUCACAGGUUAUCGCACGAAAUGGGACACAGCCUGGGAUGCACGCACGAUGGAGCUGUCUCUGCCACGAAUAUUCCCAACCAUCCCAACGCGACAUCCUGCAAAUGGGCGUCCGGUUUUCUUAUGACCUACGUUCAAGAGGGCCUUAAUCAGUAUAGAUUCUCCAACUGCUGCGCAAACCAGAUGCUUUACGUAUCGAGACUGCCAAGAUACCAAUGCCUCAAAGACCACACAGAAGCAUCAACAACAAUCGCAUCGCCUAAGGUACUUCCAGGAAGUAAUACCAGCCUUGACGAGCAAUGUCGUCAUCGACACUCGAAAUCCCACUAUGACACGUACCGAGCCCUAACCGGUUGCCAGCUGGCGUGCGUCAUACCGGCAGAUGAGUGGAAUGAUCGUUACUAUACAUGGAUUCGUGCUCUGGAUGGUACACCAUGCGAUUCAAACAAUACAUCUAUGGUGUGCAUCAGAGGAGAAUGCGUCAGCGGACCAGAUUACCCCUACAACUCGGAGGUCAUACCACCGUUCCGUUCAACAACACCAAGACCGCCGAUAACUAUUAGGACAACUACUAUGGCAACCAAAACUAACACUGCAAAAAAGAGCUGGUUCCAGAGAGCUAUAGACUGGUGUAAGAGAACGUUUGGAAAAAGUGUCUAUGGCGUACCAUUGACGCCACGGCAGAGGAUAUUCUCAUUAACCCAUGGUUCUAGUGGAAGUAAAAGCAGUUAACCUGAGUCAGUGAAGCGCUUGCGUUGCGCACAGAUUGCAAUAUCAUAUCUUUAUUAUGCAUGUGGUGUACUAUACGACGAAAGCAAAAGCCGAAGCUCUAUGGCUGCACAUGAUACUCCAGUGUCUGAAAUCUAUCAGGAGUUAUUAUGCCUGUGGUAUGCUGACAUCAUUCUCUAAAAAAUA